This is a messenger RNA of Haplochromis burtoni (Burton's mouthbrooder), 3397 nucleotides long. Its product is annotated as relaxin-3 receptor 1-like. Bases 247 to 1233 code for a protein of 328 amino acids. Gene Ontology annotation, molecular function: G protein-coupled receptor activity. Lineage: Eukaryota; Metazoa; Chordata; Actinopteri; Cichliformes; Cichlidae. The record is from RefSeq and is a predicted model, not a curated record. Gene Ontology annotation, biological process: G protein-coupled receptor signaling pathway; immune response. Gene Ontology annotation, cellular component: membrane. The transcript has a single exon.
UGUUCGCCCAGGGCGCCAAACAGGCUAGGACCGCCACUGGUGGGGUGAGUGGUCCUGUCGUGCUAAGGAGAGCGGAGAUGCGGGAUGAUGAUGCACCUUGGACAAAGGAGCGAGCGGGGGGAGGUGAUAGAGACAGAUGAGUUUGUGGCACUCUUGAGAUGCAGCCGUUUGGAUCUAGCUUAAGAAAAAAAGUGUACACCUGCAUCUAGUUCAUCCCGAAGUGUCUGUGAGCUGCUGGCUGGCAUUAUGAGUGAAGAAAAUGAAAGCUUUUAUUUGAACAAGUCAGUGACCGAGAUGGAGCUCUUCCAAAACCUCGUGGACAUAGACGUGACCGCAGACCGGACCCCGCUUCUGAGAUUCUUCAUUUGUCUGGUGUAUUCGGUCGUUUGCGCUGCGGGUCUGGUCGGCAACCUGCUGGUCCUCUUCUUUAUCAGGGUCAAACAAGAAAGGAAGAAGUCCAGAGUGAACUUUUUCGUGUUCAAUUUGGCCGUUACGGACCUGCAGUUUGUUCUCACCCUGCCUUUCUGGGCCGUGGACACCGCGCUGGACUUCAGCUGGCCGUUUGGAUAUGCAAUGUGCAAAAUCAUCCUGUCCGUCACCGUGAUGAACAUGUACGCCAGCGUGUUUUUCCUCACCGCCAUGAGCGUGACCCGCUACUGGUCGGUCGCUUCUGCCCUGAAGAACAGAACCGCGCGGAGAUCGUGCUCCGCCAAAUGGGUCUGCGCAAUUAUUUGGACACUGGCGACUCUGGCGACUGCGCCCACGUCGAUUUUCUCAACAGUCACCAGCGUAACUGGAGAAAAACUGUGUCUGCUGAGGUUUCCAGGUGGACAGUACUGGUUAGCACUCUACCACAUACAGAAAAUCGUCGUAGGCUUUGUUUUGCCCAUGUCAAUCGUGUCCAUCAGCUACAUCAUGCUGCUGCGCUUCAUCCGCAAACGGAGUAUGAAAACCAGCAACCCCAAACGCAGAUCCCAAGUUACAAAAUCUAUCACCAUCGUCGUGCUGUGCUUCUUUCUUUGCUGGAUGCCAAAUCAUGCCAUGACCUUGUGGAGCGUACUGGUCAAACUGAACGCUGCAAACUGGGAUAAUGCGUACUACACGGUUCAUACGUAUGUGUUCCCACUGACCGUGUGUCUGGCGCAUACCAACAGCUGCCUCAACCCAAUCAUUUACUGCCUAAUGAGAAAGGAGUUUAGGACCAAACUGAGAGGUCUGAUACACAGAGGAUAGUGGGUGUUUUGUCGAGUCCUGCCGAUGAUUUUACGCAGGGCGAAAGGUGUUGGCAGACAAUGACGCGCUUAAUGCGCACGCAGAAAACGAGCCACAACAACCAGAAUAAACAAUCAGGCCGAGCAACAUCGUGUCAAGACUCAGAAACUUUUAAUUUUGAUGAGUGUUUCUUGAUUUUAAAGUCUACUACAUCUACUAUUUUAAAGCGUAAUGUGGCUGAAUCGUUUAGCUUGUAGGGCUGGGCUCUAUAGAAUCACCUAUUUUGUGUAAAAACUAGUCCAAAUAUGAACAUUAUGGCACAACAGCUGUUCACCAAAAUGAUCUAUGAUGUUUGUGAGUGUCUCUAGUUCAAAGUCCGCACGUAAUUGCGCAUGACAAUAUGCUUAGGUGUGCUGGUGGUGUUACUGCACAGUGAGUGGCUAAACGCCUUUUACAUCCUUCGGUGAAUGUCUUGGCAAAUACUGUUAACAGCGUACACACAACCGCACUUAAAGUCUUCACCGGCUUGAAGCAAAGAGGUGAAAGUUGCAGGUCACGUGUUUCAUUUUCUUUUUUUAGACAUCAAUCAUUUACAGGUGCAAAGAGACACAAAAGACAAACUGAAAUAUGAUUGUUGGAAAUACCGAGAAAAAUGUAUGUACUCUUUGUGUGUGUGCUAAUAAAACUGUUCUUCAGUUGUCACGUGGGUCAGUUAUCCUCACAACUAAUGAAACGGGUGAUCUGAUUAGCAGGUGUUUACCGGUUUGACUCAUGAGCAGCUGAUGUGACGGUGAACAGAACAUGAAAACAGAACUGCCGCCCGUCUCCUCACCGCUUAAUGACGGAAGCUGGUGAUCUCAAAUGAAGCGACUUUGUAAUGGCUUUGCGUCCUCACUUACUCAUCAGAUGAAAAGAAGAGCCUCUCAAUGAGCAGGUGUCAGGUAAAUACAAGUUACACAUUCAUAUCAGAGAUUAUGGUCUAUUUUUGGAUGAACACUGGACAGCUGCUGACUGAAUUGAACUAAAUGUAAAAUGUCGAAUUAAAAAGAGGGAGACAAGUUUUUCUUUAAUUUACUAAUGCGUGUAUACUUUUUUUUAAACAGUAGCUAAGCUUUCCUAAAUAUUUCUGUUCUAUUAAAAAGCCAGAAAUGCGACACGUGAUCCUGUAAACAGAAAUAUUUGUCACUCACUGUGCUUUCGAGAAAGCGAGCUCGUUACUAUAUGCAUCAUUCAUCCUUUAAAGUGCAGAAAUGUUUUUUUUAAGUAAUAUAUGCAUAUAUACAUGCAAAUGAAACUUCGAUAACAAUUAGAAACUGUUCAUUUCUUUGUAAGUGAGAAAACUUCAACAAAAUCAGGACGGGAUCAAAUAAAUAAUUGUUUUAAUAAACAACCCAAAGCUCAACAGCAUAUGAAACAGUUAUCUACUGCUUGUAUAAAAUAGCUACAGGUACAAAGAUAAAAUUGUGAAAGAGCCCUUUUUCUGCAUUUGGUGACGUUUGCUUUUAUGAGCAAAGAUCUUUGACUAUGCAUAAAUCCAAAAAACUUCAACAAAGUAUUUUUAAAAAGACAAAAUAACUCGUUUAGAUUUAUCACAAUGAUGUAAAUGGCAAAAAGUUUAAAUGUAUCAAUCAAAGCAUCUUUUUCCUAAAGUUUAAACAGGAAGUUCUACAUGUUUUCCUUACUCCCCCCCCCCCCACUUCACCACCAUUACAGGUACACUGAUAUCAUACAAACAGGUAACAGAUGUGUCUUAAUUGGCAUUGCUCAUAUUGGGAGGACACAUCAUAAAUAUGCCACCAUGAUUUAAGUUUUAGCAAGUAAUUUUAGUAAGUAAAGUCAGCAGAAAAUGAAUGUAAAUUCGAUGUCGUUCACGAGCUGACACCUGAGCUGGCAUACAGAUGCACUUCUCAUGUACACAUGUAGUUUGCAUGGUGGUGAACUUGGAGUCACCACAACAUAUGCUCAGUGGGAAUUUAAUGGCCAUAAAUCACUGAGUUUCCCACCACCUGUUACAAAGUGUGGCAGCAUGGAGAGCAGCGGCAUUGUUAGUCAAAUGAAUGACUGCUGGGCGACUAAAAAAUGUCUUUGUUGUACUCUGAAUUAUAUCAGGAAGUCGUAGGCAGGGAUGGAAACAUGAGGCAACCAGAGCUGUGAAAAACCAGAGAUUACUGUAAAAAAGAACUUU